Molecule: messenger RNA, 777 nt
Organism: Phytophthora sojae
Lineage: Eukaryota; Oomycota; Peronosporomycetes; Peronosporales; Peronosporaceae
Exons: 2
Coding region: 1-777 (258 amino acids)
Molecular function (GO): DNA-binding transcription factor activity
Source: RefSeq, a predicted model, not a curated record
AUGUCCACGUUCUCCUCGAUCCGCUCGUUCCCGAUGCAGCCCCAGCAGUAUCAGUGCCAGGGGUUCGGCGGCCUGCCGCACGCGGCCAGCUACUCGAGCCCGGCCAUCAACCCGGCCCAGGAGCGCAUGGCCCUGCCGCCUCUCAGCGUGCUGCCGUCGCGCGCAACGUUCGGCUACUCGCCCAUGCACAACAAGUCCAUGUCGGUCAUGGUGGCCUCGCCGGCCGCGUCGUUCUCCAUGCAGCCGGCCCAGUCGCCGUCCAAGAAGCGCGUGCGCGCGCUGCCCAACGCCUCCAAGUCCAUCACGCUGGACAUGCUGCGGCCGCACUUCGAGAAGCCGCUGGCCGAGGUGGCCAACAUCUUCGGCAUCUGCAUGACGCUCAUGAAGAAGAUCUGCCGCAAGAACGGCGUGCCGCGCUGGCCGCACCGCCAGAUCCGCGGCCUGCGCAAGAGCAUCUGGUCCAUCGAGAAGGCGCUGCGCUGCUGCGAGUCCGAGGCCCAGCGCCUGUCGUACAACGACCACCUCCAGAAGCAGCGAUCGAAGCUGCUCACGAUCCUCAAGGGCCCCGCCAGCCCGAGCAGCAAGGCCGCCUUCGAGCUCGUGUUGACCGAGCCGUGCUCGCCCAUGGGCGAGAUGGCCACCCCCACCGCGGCCGCCGAGAAGACCACGAGCCCCGCCCCGCAGAUGGGCAACGUGUCGCCCAAGCUGCCGUCCAUUGCGUCGCUGCUCAUGAAGAACGAGGAGCAGCAGCGCCCCAACUUCAGCUACCAGUUCUAA